AGAGUUAUCAAACUCAAAUUUCUAGCAGCUCAUAAUGAUCGACACCCUCCCGUCUAAUGUUAAAUGUCUAUUCCCCCAAGAAAAUCUUGAGUUUGCAGAGAGCAUCACUGAAGAUGAAUCAAAAGUUUUGAAAGAGGUAUUUCAAAAACAUGCCUGCUUUGAAGAAGUGGGUGAGAUGAUCGCAGAAGUGGAUAAGAGAGAUCACGCAUUAGCCGACAGAAUGCGAAAAGUACUUGCUGCGAACUGUUCCCGACUCGAAGGACUGAGCCCCAAUGCUGUUGAGUUCAGCAAGAAGGCUGUAAGUUUCGUCACACAUGUAAUGUGUUCGAUGACGCUAGGCAAGCAGGCAUGCCUUGAGAAAGCUGACGAAAUUCACGAAGAAUUCCAGAAACUUCCUGCAGCCGAUCAAGAAGCGUUGAAGAAAGCUCAUCCGGAUGUUAAAUUCUAAGCAAUGAGAUUCAUUUCUUGCGUUUAUUUUAUUCCCUAUGCCUACUAUCUUAAACAGUUGGCACCGCCUAGUUUUUGCUCUCAAACAUAUUGACAUCUGAUGGUACUCAAACUUUCCUCAAUAAAUUUUGAUAAA
This is a messenger RNA of Cylicocyclus nassatus, 583 nucleotides long. The record is from the annotation of a GenBank genome assembly. Lineage: Eukaryota; Metazoa; Nematoda; Chromadorea; Rhabditida; Strongylidae.